Molecule: messenger RNA, 540 nt
Organism: Salvia splendens (bonfire salvia)
Lineage: Eukaryota; Viridiplantae; Streptophyta; Magnoliopsida; Lamiales; Lamiaceae
Product: transcription factor PCF1
Exons: 1
Coding region: 1-540 (179 amino acids)
Cellular component (GO): nucleus
Molecular function (GO): DNA-binding transcription factor activity; sequence-specific DNA binding
Source: RefSeq, a predicted model, not a curated record
AUGUCCUCCUCCGAUAUGAUCCUCGCCAAAUUCACCGGCGGAGACGACGCCAUCGACCUCGCUCUGCCGCCGCCCUCCACCGCGGAAAUUCCGGCGAACAGAGGCGGCGCCGUCGCCCGGAUCGUGCCGAGAGACCGGCACACCAAGGUCAAAGGGCGCGGCCGACGCGUCAGGAUUCCGGCGCGCAGCGCCGCGCGGAUCUUCCAGCUGACGCGCGAGCUCGGCCUCCGCUCCGACGGCGAGACGAUCGAGUGGCUCCUCCGCCAAGCUGAGCCGUCGAUCAUCGCCGCCACCGGCUCCGGCACCCUUCCGGCGGAGUCCGUCGUCUCGAGCCCGUCCCGCGCGUCGAAGCUCUCCGCCACCGUCCAGGCGCCGCUGCAGCCUGUGGCUGCCGCCGCCGCCGCGGAGCAGCCGGCGGCGGAGGAGGAGAUGCUGCUGGAGUUCCCGAUGAUGAACGACUACCGACACAUGCCGUUCAUGGAGCUGCUGAUGCAGCCGGCGGAGAACGGCGGCGGCGGUUACGGCGGAGAUAAUCACUAG